Sinocyclocheilus grahami is the source of this 779-nucleotide messenger RNA. It is a transcript of the gene cfl2, whose product is annotated as cofilin 2 (muscle). Gene Ontology annotation, cellular component: actin cytoskeleton. Lineage: Eukaryota; Metazoa; Chordata; Actinopteri; Cypriniformes; Cyprinidae. The transcript is spliced from 4 exons. The record is from RefSeq and is a predicted model, not a curated record. The coding region runs from base 126 to 626 and encodes 166 amino acids. Gene Ontology annotation, molecular function: actin binding. Gene Ontology annotation, biological process: actin filament depolymerization.
CUCUCUCUCACACACACACACACACUCACUCUCUCUCUCUCUCUCGCGCACUGUCUCGGCUGUUCACAUUCCCAGAUAGAAGUACCAAGAAAAUAAUCGUUCACUGAUUCAUUUCGUCGGACAGCAUGGCCUCUGGUGUCACAGUCAGUGAUGAAGUCAUCAAAGUCUUCAAUGACAUGAAAGUACGGAAGUCCUCGUCCUCAGACGAGGUGAAAAAGCGCAAAAAGGCAGUGCUGUUCUGCCUCAGCGAUGACAAGAAGAAGAUCGUCGUAGAAGAGGGCAAGCAUAUCUUAGUCGGAGACAUUGGAGACACUGUCGAUGACCCCUACGCCUGCUUCGUGAAGCUCCUACCUCUUAACGACUGCAGAUACGGCUUAUACGAUGCCACUUAUGAAACUAAAGAGUCCAAGAAAGAAGACUUGGUAUUCAUAUUUUGGGCCCCUGAAGGUGCGCCGUUAAAAAGCAAGAUGAUUUACGCUAGCUCAAAAGAUGCCAUUAAGAAGAAGUUUACAGGUAUCAAACACGAAUGGCAGGUUAAUGGUUUAGACGACAUUCAGGACCGCUCAACCCUGGCAGAGAAGUUGGGUGGAAAUGUGGUCGUAUCGCUGGAGGGGAGACCAUUGUAAACUCAGCAGCCAUGUGCCAUCUGGAUUCCACACGCUUUCAUCUUAGCAGCUGUCUCUAUCAUUUGAUCCUGAAGGAAUAAUCCUAGUUUGUCUUUAUUUCUUUUUUUCCCCCUAAUUUCUCAAGGAGAUCUCAUUAACAUAUGUAAGAAAAAA